Messenger RNA from Vigna unguiculata (cowpea), 1646 nucleotides. It is a transcript of the gene FAD2, whose product is annotated as fatty acid desaturase 2. Gene Ontology annotation, molecular function: oxidoreductase activity, acting on paired donors, with oxidation of a pair of donors resulting in the reduction of molecular oxygen to two molecules of water. Lineage: Eukaryota; Viridiplantae; Streptophyta; Magnoliopsida; Fabales; Fabaceae. The record is from RefSeq and is a predicted model, not a curated record. Gene Ontology annotation, biological process: lipid metabolic process.
AAGCUUUGGCAUUAGCAGAAGAACGUGUAAAAAAAUCCAGUGGGCCCUACCUUCAUUGGACGGAGGCCGCACCUCCACUGUUACUCGGUGCCAAACACACUUUAAAUACAGCACCCCGCAUUCUUCUAACCCUUGCCCCCUUUCUCACUCCCUCCUCUUCACACAUUCUUCACCGCACCAACAAACCUUCUCCCUCACACCUUCAGGUUGUGUGAAGAUGGGGGCUGGUGGCCGAACCUUUGUUCCUCCUUCCAACAGGAAAUCAGAAGUCGACCCUCUAAAGCGGGUGCCAUGUGAAAAACCUCCUUUUAGCCUCAGCCAGAUCAAGAAGGCCAUCCCACCUCACUGUUUCCAGCGCUCUGUUCUCCGCUCAUUCUCCUAUGUGAUUUACGAUCUAACCAUAGCCUUCUGCCUCUAUUAUGUUGCCACCCAUUACUUUCACACCCUUCCCCAUCCUCUGUCUUUCCUUGCAUGGCCAAUCUACUGGGCUUUCCAAGGUUGUAUCCUCACUGGCGUUUGGGUCAUUGCUCAUGAGUGUGGCCACCAUGCAUUCAGUGACUACCAGCUGCUUGAUGAUAUCGUUGGCCUUGUUCUCCAUUCUGCUCUCCUAGUCCCAUACUUUUCAUGGAAAUACAGCCAUCGCCGUCAUCACUCCAACACCGGUUCUCUUGAGCGGGAUGAAGUAUUUGUGCCAAAGCAGAAGUCCGGUAUGCAGUGGUUCUCUAAAUACCUUAACAAUCCACCAGGCAGAGUCCUCACACUACUCGUCACCCUCACUCUUGGUUGGCCCAUGUACCUGGCUUUUAAUGUGUCAGGCAGGCCUUAUCCAAGGUUUGCUUGCCACUAUGAUCCUUAUGGUCCUAUUUACACCGAUCGUGAACGACUUCAAAUUUAUAUAUCAGAUGCUGGAAUAGUUGCAGUAUGCUAUGGCCUUUACCAUCUUGCCAUGACAAAAGGGUUUGCCUGGGUGGUGUGUGUUUAUGGAGUUCCUUUGCUAAUUGUCAAUGGAUUUCUGGUGUUGAUUACAUUCUUGCAGCACACUCACCCUGCAUUGCCGCACUACAAUUCCUCUGAGUGGGACUGGUUGAGAGGAGCUUUGGCAACAAUUGACAGAGAUUAUGGAAUUCUGAACAAGGUCUUCCAUAAUAUUACAGACACUCAUGUGGCACAUCACUUGUUCUCCACAAUGCCGCAUUAUCAUGCAAUGGAGGCUACAAAAGCAAUUAGGCCCAUUUUGGGAGAGUAUUAUCGACUUGACGAGACUCCAUUUGUGAAGGCAAUGUGGAGAGAGGCAAGAGAGUGUCUUUACGUGGAGCCAGAUCACGGUACUGAGAACAAAGGUGUAUUUUGGUACAACAAUAAGUUGUGAUGAUUAGUGCUGCCGCGUUUUAAGUUUCCUUUGUGUCGGUUAAGUAUGCAAACCUGCUUAUUGGGAAUAAUUUUGUUGAACCCUAAUGUUGGUGGUAGUAGUGUCUAAAAAGUAGUGUAGCGGUUUUUGUUUGCAGAAUAAGAUAUGGCGUCCCAGAACAGUUUAAUUAUUGCACCAAGGUUUGAAUCAGUGCAUGUACACCAUGUCUCUUACGCUGUUGAGGAAAGCUUAUUCUUGUUCUAGUUUUUUAUUGCAAGCAAUUCGCUUAUUCUGUUCC